GCCGCCACCUCCUGCAGCGCAGUGUGCAGCUCGGCGGAAGCGGACGCGCGCACCUCGAGGACGCGCAAAGUUUCGGCGUAGUGGCGAGCUGCGAAGCGCACGGGCCCUACAGUAUCACCCGAGAGGUUGAGACGCAGCACAGCCACGGGCACUGAUGGUUGCAGGAUGCGCGUCACAGCCUCGUCUGGAAGCACAGGCUCCAGAUCCAGCUCCACCUCCAGGCCAGGGUGGCGGCAACACACUGUCGCCCAGGCUUCAUCAGGCGGAGGGGACGCGCGAGCAUCUUCGGGGCACGCGCACCGGAGUGCCAGGAGGGCAAAAGGGGCGCGGCGUGGAGCAGCUAGACAUUCCAGCGCGCUGCACGACAGACUGGCAAGGUGCAGUCCGAGGGCGCGCAGGAGGCGAGAUGGCAGCUGGGCAAAAUGGGCAUGAGGAGUGGGUGGGCAGCGCCUACCUGUUUUUGGAGUCUUCGAUGGACAAGGUGGUCCUUUCUGAAGCCUACACAGAUCCCAAGAAGAAGGUGGCAAUAUACAAGGCUCUGCAGACUGCACUGUCAGAGAGUGCGGACAGCCCCGACGUACUGCAGAUACUCAAGAUCCACUGCAGCGACCCACAGCUUGUUGUGCAAUUGCGUUUCUGCGGGCGCCUGCUGUGCGGCCGCUUCCUCCAAGCGUACCGCGAGGGGGCGCUGCGUACCGCACUGCAGAGGUGCAUGGCCUCGGCGCUGGCCCAGGAAGCCGUGCGGCUGCAGCUGGAGUUGCGUGCUGGCGCGGAGCAGCUGGACACUUGGCUGACCGAUGAAGAUCGCUGUUUGAAUUACAUCUUAGCCCAGAAGCCCGAUCGGCUCCGGGACGAGGAACUCGCGGAGCUGGAGGAUAAGCUCUGCAAACUGACGUGUGACUGCACAGGCCAGGAUGGAUCCAUACAGGUGGCUCCAGAUGCUUCGAAGUCCCGGGUCCGCUCUCCUACUGAGGAGAAGUCACUGCCGGCGGCCUGCCAGACUUUCCUGUUUCAUGGUCAGCCCGUAGAGAACCGGCCACUGAAUCUGCAAGACCAGCAGACGUUCGCGCGCUCUGUGGGCCUCAAGUGGCGCAGGGUGGGGCGCUCGCUGCAGCGCAACUGUCGAGCACUGAGGGAUCCUGCCCUCGACUCGCUGGCCUACGAGUAUGAGCGCGAUGGGCUGUACGAGCAGGCCUUCCAGCUGCUGCGCCGCUUCAUGCAAGCGGAGGGCCGCCGUGCCACGCUGCAGCGCUUGGUGGAGGCACUGGAGGAGAAUGAGCUCACAAGUAUAGCAGAGGAUUUGGUGGGCCAGGCGGAGCCGGGUGGCGGCCUGGCCUAGGUCUAGUACUGUGGGAAGGGCAGUCAACCAGCAGUGCAGCCAGUAUUUGGAACCCACUGGUGGGUGUUGGAGUCGUCUUACUGCUGUUGUCACUGCUGACCACUUCCCACCCACUGGACUUAAGAGCAUACACACUCACUCCCCCACUUUGCUAAUGUGCUGGAGUGGAACUGACUGCCCUCCCCAGGAGCCAGCCAAGUACCCACGGAGCCUCGGGGUACAUCACCGAGGAUUGUGCCCCAGAUUCUUUGAUGGUGACAGCGUAGGUGUCAUUAUCCUCCCAUCCUAAAAGAGGACUUCCUGCAAAAACUCACUAAGUACCUUCUGAAGCCUAGAUACCAUUCAAGGUGUUACAAACACUGUUUGUGAGCAGGAUGCUCAAUUCUCCUUGCCCUUGGCUCAUACUCAGCGUGGGACGUAAGCACUUUGCAGCGAUAAUAAAAAUGUAACCCUUUUACAGACUUAUUUCAGAGAGCCGGAAUUGGAGCAAUUAAAACUACAGACAGGGAGUAGUGGAGCACAUCUUUAAUCCCAGCACUGGGAGGCAGAGGCAGGCAGAUCUCUUGUUACAAGCCAGCCUGGUGUACAGAGUGAGUCCCAAGACAGCCAGGACUACACAGAGAAACCCUGUCUGGUAAGCAAAACAAAACAACAACAAAAUCAAGACUAAGUUUUAAAUAUUUUUUCUGUUUUCUACUGAGGUCUUUUCCCUUGUUUCCACUAGACCGACAUACAAGAUUUCAGACAUUUUACAUGGCCUGUGACCUUCAGUAUGUUGAGGCAGGAUUGCUUCAAUUUGGAAGCUAGCAUGUGUUACAUAUUGAGACACACACACACACCCCGCCACUAAGAAACAAAACAAAACCAAAC
Molecule: messenger RNA, 2209 nt
Organism: Acomys russatus (golden spiny mouse)
Lineage: Eukaryota; Metazoa; Chordata; Mammalia; Rodentia; Muridae
Gene: Tradd
Product: TNFRSF1A associated via death domain
Exons: 5
Coding region: 155-1339 (394 amino acids)
Biological process (GO): extrinsic apoptotic signaling pathway; positive regulation of canonical NF-kappaB signal transduction
Cellular component (GO): tumor necrosis factor receptor superfamily complex
Molecular function (GO): transmembrane receptor protein tyrosine kinase adaptor activity
Source: RefSeq, a predicted model, not a curated record